Molecule: messenger RNA, 1269 nt
Organism: Oldenlandia corymbosa var. corymbosa
Lineage: Eukaryota; Viridiplantae; Streptophyta; Magnoliopsida; Gentianales; Rubiaceae
Source: the annotation of a GenBank genome assembly
AUGGUCAGAGGAUUGCUCGGGAAGCUUGCCGGUCGCUCCCUUUCCGUCGCCGGGAAGUGGCAGCAGCAACAGCUCCGCCGCCUCAACAUCCAUGAAUAUCAGGGUGCUGAAUUGAUGGGAAAAUACGGAAUUAAUGUUCCUAAAGGUGCAGCGGUUGGCUCCAUUGGAGAAAUCAAAAAGACACUUGAGUCUGUUUUUCCUAACCAAGACGAGAUUGUGGUUAAGUCUCAAGUCCUUGCUGGUGGACGUGGGUUGGGGACCUUUAAGAACGGUCUCAAAGGUGGAGUUCACAUCGUGAAGAAAGACCAGGUCGAAGAUAUCGCUUCUAAGAUGCUUGGGCAAAUACUUGUUACGAAGCAGACUGGUGCUCAGGGAAGGAUAGUCAGUAAGGUUUACCUGUGUGAAAAGUUCUCACUUGUGAAUGAGAUGUAUUUCUCCAUUAUUCUUGAUCGUGCAUCAGCUGGUCCUCUCAUUAUUGCUUGCAGAAAGGGAGGAACUAGCAUCGAAGACCUUGCUGAACAGUUUCCUGACAUGAUAAUUAAGGUACCUAUUGAUGUUUUUAAGGGAAUUACUGACGAAGAUGCUGCCAAAGUUGUAGAUGGUUUGGCUCCAAAGGUGGCAGACAGGAAUGAUUCAAUUGAACAAGUGAAGAAGCUGUACAAACUAUUCUGUGAAUGUGAUUGCACAAUGUUAGAAAUUAAUCCUCUUGCUGAGACUUCUGAUAACAAGUUGGUUGCUGCUGACGCAAAGCUCAACUUUGAUGAUAAUGCUGCUUUCCGACAGAAAGAAAUAUUUGCUCUUCGUGAUCCAACACAAGAAGAUCCUAGAGAGGUUGCUGCUGCAAAAGCAGACUUGAAUUAUAUUGGCUUGGAUGGAGAAAUUGGCUGCAUGGUCAAUGGGGCUGGGCUGGCCAUGGCUACUAUGGAUAUUAUCAAACUACAUGGAGGAACUCCUGCAAAUUUCCUUGAUGUUGGAGGAAAUGCUUCUGAAGGCCAGGUUGUGGAGGCUUUUAAAAUCUUAACUGCAGAUGAAAAGGUUAAAGCUAUCUUGGUGAACAUCUUUGGGGGCAUCAUGAAAUGUGAUGUGAUUGCAAGUGGAAUUGUAAAUGCAGCCAAGCAGGUGCAAUUGAAAGUACCAGUAGUUGUUCGUCUUGAAGGCACUAAUGUUGAACAAGGGAAGAGGAUUCUCAAGGAAAGUGGGAUGACGUUAAUUACAGCUGAAGAUUUGGACGAUGCCGCUGCCAAAGCUGUCAAAUCCAUCAGCAGUUAA